UAUUUCAGAUAAUUGAACGUCUGUGGUUCUACUCAGGUGUCAGUUCGUGCCUUAAAUAAUGCACGGAAGGGAACCUGAGGUCUUCCUCCACCAGUAAAUCUGUAAGAACGUCGCCAUAUGACUUACACUAUGUCGGUGUGACGUAAAACCCAAACAAAAUUUCACAAACAAAUAUCAGAUAAUGUACAUUCUUCUAAUAAUAUACUAUCAUAUUACUUUAAACAGCGGAGAAUAUUUGUAUCAAGGUUAGGGCAGAUGGAUAUGUUGUAGUAAAACUGACGGACUUUGGCUCAUCAAGACUCUCAGAAGAACAACUAGAAUUUGUUGGAUUGACCUAUGAAUAUUUGGCGCCUGAAGUUUGCAAGAUGUUUCUGCAACGCCAGCUAGUUCGAAAGUUUGGAUUGAGUAGAGAGGAUAUAACAGGAAAAGUUGAUACUUUUGCCUUCGGACUCGUGAUAAUGUUCUUAUUUAAAGGGUACCAUAUCCUUGUCAAGUUCAUUACCAAUGGGAAUUUAAACUACAAUGGUAUAAGUAAAGACAAGUUAAGCCAGAUGCGCAGGAAACUGAUAGAACUGAUGGCUGACAGUAGUACAGACUUUGUGCAUGACCUGAUACCAGACGAGUGUGACUUUAAAAUGAAAUUUCUUCUGAGGGAGCUGACUCUACUCAACCACCAUGAUCGGUUCAGUGCACGACAAGCUCUAGGCUCAUUAAAGGGUAAGAUAAAGCUUGAAGGAAAUUCACAAUCCCCAACUCAAAAUUUAAAAAGAUGUACGUAA
Ruditapes philippinarum (Manila clam) is the source of this 779-nucleotide messenger RNA. RefSeq lists its product as uncharacterized. The transcript has 3 exons. NCBI's taxonomy places the organism in Eukaryota, Metazoa, Mollusca, Bivalvia, Venerida, Veneridae. The record is from RefSeq and is a predicted model, not a curated record. The coding region runs from base 366 to 779 and encodes 137 amino acids.